AUGUUGUUCGAGUUGUCCACAUCUAAUUGCUGCCAAAUCUCGGGGCUAACACCCGACCACCUCACAAAAUCUCCGUUUCCAAGUCUUUGCAUUCAUUUAAGAAAGCACGGAAGUCUAGGUAGACCAUUUUCCCUGUGUCGAACUUUCGGGUCAUUCUAUGUGUUCAGCUGUGAUUUCGAGCCGCACAGAAGCCACAUCACCAAACGCCUUUAUCAUUUAAGGACCGCAUUUCGAACCCCGCAACCAGCAGGCUUAUAUGCCCCCCAACCGUUCACGCGUCACUCAACCAAACAUGUUCCGCAUCUCGGAAACACUCGGAACGAUCUCGGAACGCUGACUGACAACCACUAUCCGGCCAACUUCUUACCCAUGCCGACCAUCGGUAUUGUGGCGUCUUACUCCGGAACGCUCUUGUUCCGUUGUGGAAAUGUUUGGUUCCCCGCAAUGUUCCUGGAAGCUGCUGCAUUAUCGGAGAGAAACUGCAUAAUCACCUUCCUGUUUGGGAAGAGGGACUGUAGAUCCGUGGCUCAAGCCCUCAUUUUUGAUUUCAGGGGAAUGUGGAUAUUGUUUCGAUUCUGGAUUGGUCAUACGAAAGAAAGUGAAUAUACAAACGCUUGGAACAGCUCAUUUACUUACUUUCACAAACAACCACAACGCAACUCCUCUAUCGCGCUCCUCUCAAUUGCUUUCACAAGUCGAUAUCGAUACUGA
Molecule: messenger RNA, 711 nt
Organism: Lindgomyces ingoldianus
Lineage: Eukaryota; Fungi; Ascomycota; Dothideomycetes; Pleosporales; Lindgomycetaceae
Exons: 4
Coding region: 1-711 (236 amino acids)
Source: RefSeq, a predicted model, not a curated record